GAUGUUGUGGUAGACGAAGUCGACGUGGUACUGCUGCUGCUUGACGAAGUGGUCGUGGAAGAAGUACUGGUCGAUGAUGUGCUGGUGCUGCUUGUGGACGUAGAGGAGCUCGAGGUGGAUGUGGACGACGUGCUUGACGAAGAUGUCGACGUUGUUGUCGUCGUUGUUGUGCUGCUGCUCGUGGAUGAAGUGCUGGUGCUGCUGGUGGAAGUAGAUGAGCUUGAGGUGGAAGUG
Symbiodinium sp. CCMP2456 is the source of this 234-nucleotide messenger RNA. The record is from the annotation of a GenBank genome assembly. Lineage: Eukaryota; Dinophyceae; Suessiales; Symbiodiniaceae.